Messenger RNA from Hypanus sabinus (Atlantic stingray), 5809 nucleotides. It is a transcript of the gene rims2a, whose product is annotated as regulating synaptic membrane exocytosis 2a. Gene Ontology annotation, biological process: calcium ion-regulated exocytosis of neurotransmitter; positive regulation of synaptic transmission; regulation of membrane potential. Bases 1 to 5091 code for a protein of 1696 amino acids. The transcript is spliced from 33 exons. Gene Ontology annotation, cellular component: presynaptic membrane; cytoskeleton of presynaptic active zone. NCBI's taxonomy places the organism in Eukaryota, Metazoa, Chordata, Chondrichthyes, Myliobatiformes, Dasyatidae. Gene Ontology annotation, molecular function: transmembrane transporter binding; small GTPase binding. The record is from RefSeq and is a predicted model, not a curated record.
AUGCCCGGGAUGCCGGACCUCAGCCACCUCACCGAGGAGGAGAGGAAGAUAAUUCUGGCCGUAAUGGACAGACAGCGCCAGGAGGAAGAGAAGGAACAGUCAAUGCUCAGGGUCAAAGAAGAACAAAAACCUCAACAGCCACAGUGGUUUCCCUUUAGUGGGAUCACUGAACUGGUAAAUAACGUUCUUCAGCCACAGCAAAAACAACAAAAUGAGAAGGAACCCCAGGCGAAAUUGCACCAGCAGUUUGAGAUGUACAAGGAUCAGGUAAAGAAGAUGGGCGAUGAAGCACAGCAACAACAGGAACAGAAGACGAGUGAUGCACCCACCUGUGGAAUCUGUCACAAGACCAAGUUUGCCGAUGGCUGUGGCCACAUCUGUUCAUAUUGCCAAACAAAGUUCUGUGCUCGGUGUGGAGGACGGGUGUCACUGCGAUCGAAUAAGGAAGACAAAGUGGUGAUGUGGGUGUGUAACUUGUGCCGAAAACAACAGGAAAUCCUCACAAAGUCAGGGGCCUGGUUCUACAGCAGUGGACCAAACACACCGCAGGAGUCCAGCCUGACAGAGUCCACGAUGGGACUGGCCCACACGAAUGAAGAAGCGCCACAGGAAAAGAAAGCAAAACUACAGGAGCAUUCUCAAUUCCAAGGUCCUUUACCCUCAGGGGACAUUUCUACACCAGCGUCAGACAAAAACAGACCUCAAGGGCUCACGCGACAAGAUACAAUCAAAAAUGGUUCAGGGGUGAAGCACAGUGGUGAAGGGGCAGAUCUAACCUGGAAAAGGAGCCCAUCAACAUCCAGGGAACACAAUCGGAAAUACCACCAAAAGGACGACAGAGCAGAUCCAUCGCAGUAUGCUCUUUUGGAAAGUGCAAUGCAGAGAUCGCCGACAGAAUAUGCAGACCGUGACAAGCGAUCGUUGCGGGGCUCGUGGGCUUACGAUGACUCUGAACACAUUGAGUACAGAGAAAGCAGGGACUCCACACGCAGAAGUCUAAGGCGGUCUCAAGAGUUGCGAGAUUUAGUAGAUGAGGAUAUUGAUACACAAAGUAGAGAUGAAUAUGAGCGACAGAGACGAGAGGAAGAGUAUCAAACUCGUUAUCGUAGUGAUCCAAAUUUGGCACGUUAUCCCGUCAAACCACAACCGUACGAGGAGCAAAUGCGAAUGCAUGCCGAGAUGUCUCGUAUACGUCAUGAACGAAGACACAGUGAUGUUUCUUUGGCAUACACAGAGAUGGAUGAUGUACAAAUUUCAAAGCAUAGAAUGGAAAGGCAGUCACGACAACGUUCUGCAUGUGAUCGCAGGGUCCCUGUGCAAAGUCAGCGUUCUUACUCAAUGGAGAGAACUCAAGACCUUCAAGGGCCUAGUUCUAGCUGGCAAAGGACCCCAAAUCACAGUCCACCGACACCCAGGCGAAGCCCCAUUCCAUUUGAUAGGAGUGACGGUCGUCAUUCUGAUUCAAUGCGGAAACAGCAGCACUUGGAUCCAAGUUCUGCGGUUAAGAAAACAAAACGGGAAAAGAUGGAAACCAUGCUGCGAAAUGACUCACUCAGCUCAGAUCAGUCGGAAUCAGUGAGGCCACCACCACCAAAGCCACAUAAAACAAAGAAAGGAGGUAAAAUGCGACAGGUCUCGUUGAGCAGCUCGGAGGAAGAGCUUGCAUCUACUCCAGAAUAUACCAGCUGUGAUGAUGUAGAAAUUGAGAGUGAAAGUGUCAGUGAGAAAGGGAGCAGUCAAAGGGGAAAAAGAAAAACUAGUGAGCAGGCAGUAUUGUCGGACUCUAACGCCUUGUCUGAGAGGCAAAAGAAAAUGGUGCGAUUUGGCGGCCACUCAUUGGAAGAGGACUUGGAAUGGGCCGAGCCUCAGAUUAAAGACUCUGGGGUAGAUACAUGCAGUAGCACAACACUAAAUGAAGAACAUAGCCAUAGCGAGAAGCAUCCAGUGACAUGGCAACCGUCCAAAGAUGGAGAGCGCCUAAUUGGUCGGAUAUUGUUAAACAAACGAUUAAAAGAUGGCACUGUGCCUAGAGAUUCUGGAGCACUCCUGGGUCUGAAAGUUGUAGGUGGAAAGAUGACUGAAUCUGGCAGAUUAUGUGCAUUCAUUACCAAGGUGAAGAAGGGGAGUUUAGCAGACACUGUGGGGCAUCUUAGAGCAGGUGAUGAAGUGCUUGAAUGGAAUGGAAGAUCAUUACAAGGAGCUACCUUUGAAGAGGUGUAUAACAUCAUUUUCGAAUCUAAACCUGAGCCACAAGUAGAACUGCUGGUUUCCAGGCCUAUUGGGGAUAUUCCCCGGAUACCAGACAGUACCCACGGACAGCUUGAAUCAAGUUCUAGCUCCUUUGAAUCCCAGAAGAUGGAGCGCCCUUCUAUCUCUGUCACCUCUCCCAUGAGCCCAAGCAUGUUGCGAGAUGCUCCACAAUUCUUGCCUGGACAGCUUUCAAGCCAAAGCCUUAGUAGAAGAACAGCACCUUUUGUUCCUAGGGUUCAGAUUAAACUCUGGUAUGACAAAGUUGGCCACCAACUUAUUGUUACAGUACUUGGAGCAAAAGAUCUUCCUUUUAGGGAAGAAGGGAGGCCAAGGAAUCCCUAUGUCAAAAUUUACUUUCUUCCUGACAGAAGUGACAAAAGCAAGCGAAGAACAAAAACAGUAAAGAAAACACUUGAACCCAAGUGGAACCAGACAUUCAUUUAUUCUCCAGUUCAUCGGAGGGAAUUUCGGGAACGGAUGCUGGAAAUCACCCUGUGGGACCAAGCUCGAGUUCGAGAAGAAGAGAGUGAAUUUUUAGGAGAGAUUCUCAUAGAAUUGGAAACGGCUUUGCUGGAUGACGAAGCGCACUGGUACAAACUCCAGACCCAUGAUGUUUCAUCCAUGCCCCUUCCACAGCCUUCACCCUACACGCCACGCAGACACCCGCAUGGUGAAAGCCCCACGAGGAGAUUACAAAAUACAGGGCCACAUUCAUUAAAUUCAGGAUCACAACGCAUCAGUGACAGCGAAGUUUCUGACUAUGAUUGCGAUGAUGGAAUUGGGGUUGUUUCUUUAGAUUAUCGACACAAUGGGAAAGAAAUUCAGAGUUCAACAUUAUCAGUUCCAGAGCAAGUAAUGUCAUCAAACCAUUGUUCACCAUCAGGCUCACCACAUCGAGGGGACAAUAUGGGCAGGACCCGUUCUCGGUCCCCCAGUGUUCCACCCUCUCAAAGAAGCUCAGAAUUGGGUCCUCGAAGCAGCCGCUCUUCUCAACAGUACAAUACCAUCAGCAGAAUGGACAGACACAGGAUAAUGGAUGACCACUUUUCUCCAGAGAGGUCACAUCCCUGUAGCGGAUCAGUGCAAACCAGUCCAACCAGUACGCCAAUGAUAGGACGGAGGGGUCGACAGUUGCCACAACUUCCAUCUAAAGGAACUCUGGAGAGAAGUUCAAUGGACAUGGAAGAAAGAACUCGCCAAAUGAAAAUGAAAAUGAACAAGUACAAGCAGGUGGCAGCAUCAGAUUCCAGGCUGGAACAGGAAUAUCAUUCUAAGCAUCGGUUGGGACGGGACACACACCGAGGGUCAGAUAAUAUCUCUAACAAGUCAUCAGACAGUGAUGUAAGUGACGUGUCUGCCGUAUCAAGGACAAGUAGCGCUUCACGAAUGAGCAGCACAAGUUACAUGUCUGUGCAGUCUGAACAUCCUCGAACAACCAGGAAGAUCAGGCGGUCAAAAGCAUUAGAAGAAAAGAAAGAGGGAGGGGAAGAAGGGAACAAGGAAGAGGCAGAGCUGGAGGCUGAAGUAGAGGAGGAAGAGGCAAUAAAGAAAGACGGGGAGGAGGAGAAAGCAAACCCCGAUGAGAAUAAAGAGGAUAAUGAGGAUAUGGGGCAAGAAAGCAAACCGAAGGAAGAACAAGAGGAAUGUGAGCAAGAGGAAUGUGCGGAGGUGGAAGAGAGGGAAGAGGUGAAAGAGAAAGAUGAGGAGGAGGAGGAGGAGGAGGCAAAGGACGAGGAGAAGGAGCAGGAAGAGAAAGUGGAGGAGGAGGGAGAGAAAGAGGUGAAGAAAGAGGAUGAGGAGGGGGUAGAGGAGGAGGGGAAGGAGGAAGAAGAGGAAGAGGACGAGACAGGGAAGAGACAAAGGAAUAAAGAGGAUAUGCAAAGGCGAUACUCUGAAAAUGAUGUCAGCAAACAGAUGCCGACCUCAGGAAAGAAUAUGAUGAAAAGCACCAGUGUGAUCGGAGAUAUGUACAGCAUAGAGAAGAACGAUGGCAGCCAAUCUGACACAGCUGUGGGCACUGUUGCCGCCGGUGGCAAAAAACGAAGAUCCAGCAUCGGCGCCAAAAUGGUAGCUAUCGUCGGUCUCUCGAGGCGUAGCCGCAGCACUUCACAGCUAAGUCAAACAGAGGUUGGAGGGAAAAAACUCCGAAGUACAAUCCAAAGGAGCACUGAAACCGGUUUAGCAGUUGAAAUGAGAAAUAGGAUGACACGGCAACCAAGUCGUGAAUCUACCGACGGAAGCAUGAACAGUUACAGUUCGGAAGGAAACCUUAUCUUUCCUGGUGUUCGAUUGGCAUCGGACAGUCAGUUCAGUGAUUUUCUGGAUGGCCUUGGUCCAGCGCAGAUGGUUGGACGUCAAACCCUUGCAACACCAUCCAUGGGUGACAUCCAGAUCGGUAUGAUGGAUAAGAAAGGGCAAUUAGAAGUAGAGGUUAUCCGAGCCCGUGGCUUGAUGGGGAAACCUGGCUCCAAAGCUUUACCUGCACCGUAUGUUAAAGUUUAUCUAUUGGAAAAUGGUGUCUGCAUAGCCAAAAAGAAAACAAAAGUGGCACGAAAAACACUAGACCCUCUGUACCAGCAACAGCUGCAGUUUGAAGAUAGCCCCCAAGGAAAAGUUCUUCAGAUAAUUGUGUGGGGUGAUUAUGGGCGAAUGGACCACAAAUCUUUCAUGGGUGUUGCACAGAUCCUACUGGAGGAGCUUGACCUGUCCAACAUGGUGAUCGGCUGGUACAAACUCUUUCCCACCUCCUCACUAGUUGAUCCAACUUUGGCCCCACUGACAAGAAGAGCUUCCCAAUCAUCACUUGAGAGUUCAUCUGGACCUUCUUAUGCUCGUUCAUAGCAGUUGUGAAAGUGUUGCGAUAGCAACUAGCGUUCAGCUCGCAGGUCGCAAGCCCUGGUUACACUGCAUGCUUGAUGUUGUGUCUUCUGAGCCUGUUCCUAGGGAUUAAAAGCGUUCCUGUGUUCUCAGAGGAGACUGCACACAUUGUGCCCUGAGAAGGUCCUUAGGGAAGGAGUGGAGUUUUGCAGAAAUUAUAUGGUUGUUGGAAUUAAAUGACAAUUUUUUUUGUCCAAUCAGAAGCCAUGGAUUAAAAUCAAAUCAGUAAGAAACUAUUAAUUCACACAGCAAACACCCUAAUUUUUAAAUGAACCAUUCUCUUUAUGUUCUCGAUCCUUCUUGAAUCGCCUGGUUCUCCUACCCCACCUGAUUGGUUCCUAUAAGCAACGACCACUGAUGUUAUGAAGGCCAGCUGGUUGUUAGCUCUGUGAGCCAACAUGGAAGCCUCAUUGUGAGGAAGGUUGGAAAUAGUGUCCAGUAAUGACUACACACAUCAUCAGAUGGGGCAAAGCAGAAAGGAGUCAGCUGAGCAAAACUGUACAGAACAAGAGAUUUACAUUUUUUUUAAAUGCAAAACAUAAAGAUGUGGUACUGUCAUUCAAAACCAACUUGGAAGCUUCAGAAAGAUUCCACAGUGAUUCCCAAAGGGAGAGGGCUAUGUGCUCUAAUGUCAUUGUUUCUCUGCUGAUAUACUGUAUGAAAUUGAAAAAAAAAUGCAUGG